GCCGGUGUUUUUGCCUUAGUGGACUAGAUUUUCUUGCUCCUUGCAGACCAGGGCGUAUGAUGGCGGACUCUGGUCAAGCAACCAUUCUAUCAAACCAAAGUGUGCUUAUGUCAUCCACAGAUAUGCCUACUGCCGCUAUAGAUAAAGCCACUGGGGACAACAGCAGCAGCAGCAUCAUGCCACAGGCGCCCUUCGUGAAUGCCACCCAGCUGAAUGGCACGUUUAACCACAUUAGCCCGGGGGCACUGCUGCGGGGCUCAAUCGUCUUCGGCUUCCUCUGCAUCAUGGUUGUCGUGUACAUCACUUUCAGAGCGUGCAGGCUGCGUCGCAACCGCAAGUCGGCGCGCUACAACGUACUGUCGACGCGCGACGAGUCGGCGCCCCUGCACAGCGACGACGACGACGAGGAGACGGUGUUCGACGCCGCCGGGUCGCGGCGGUAGUGCCGCCGCUGGGGCGCAGCGACAGCGUCCGAGCCAGCCCGCCGCUGAACCGCGCGCUCGGCGACCGCCGGAGUUAGCGAGCGGGGGAGGGUGGAGGGAGGGGAAGUUCGGAGCAUUACGUCGGUGUCGAUUGGCUUUGGCCCUGUCGAGCCACUGACGGAGGCAUUUGUGGGCGGUGCAUGUGUCAGUAUGAAAUGGUGGAGUUGUUGAUGCAUGCGGCUGAGCUUGCCCCGUUCCCGCUUCUCGUUCUGAGUGGUGGGUUGAGAGUGACCGCAAAGCUAUUUCAAGCUGAUCAGAGCAGAGCAUAUGUGGUGUUAUCUGUUGGGCAGUAACGCUGAUUUUGUACUCCUGUGGCUGCUAGAAAUCAACAAGUUAGUGAUGUCCUUAACGCUUGGUGUGCUGACAAUGGAAGAAAAGGGGGGUUGAUUUUGAGCUUCUACGUCUAGUCAUCAAAACCAGUCCCGACAGGUGUUCCUUGGCUAGAUUGGUAUGUCUCUGACAUCUGUCAUCUACUGCAAUGCCCGUACGACCAUCAGCGAAAUCGAAAUACGGUGUAAAGUCCUCGUAAUUAAAUGUGUUGUCAUGUAUUGUUUUUGCCUCACUGUUUGGGCAUGUAAGCAGGCAGCUGAGUCUUGCUGUGUGGUAUUGAAGCAGACUAGCAAGGCUUACUCAUGCGGAUUGUUGUUUAUCAGUUUCGCAGCAACAAAAUCUGGUUUGUCGCCCUGAACCGUGCAAAAGUAUAGAAAAAGGCGUGUUACCUUCCAAGCAUAAUAUUUCCCGCUGUUAACUAGUUCGGCAUCUUUUGAUGCCGGCGUUUAGCGUGACGUUGGCUGCACGAAACGGUGAUCAAAUGCCGCACGCAAGUUGGUUGGACAAUGAUUAGGUGUGUCUGGGGAGCGGCUGUACUAUGCCCUAGCAAGAGCACGCUUAAUGAUAAACAGUUAUCAAGCCAAAAUGUUUGGGUGACGAUAAUUAUGGUACAGUUGGUACCGCCGUGAUUUCCUGCGUAGGUGAUGCAUUGUGAGAUCCAGGCUGCGCGGUCAUUCCAAGCAUAAUCACGCAUCCUAGUGAUUAUUUAGUUAGCAUGCGAGUUGUCUCGUUCAAAUCGCUCAGCGCUCUUCUCGUUUUACAUCAGAUGUGUUUGACUUGGGAUGAACAUCCAUACGUUGGUCAACAACACGACUGCGGUCGAUCUAGUAGCCAGCCAUGAUAAUCAUGCCUCCGCCGACCUGCCGAACCCGUCCCUGCUCUUGGAGGAGGUUUGGAUGGUGGACAUUUAGUACCGUGUGUCCUCACCAUCGAGUAGCAAUGACCUGACUACUCGGCCAUUGCUGUCCCGCUGACCUGGUGUGUCAUGUGGAGGACUUGGUGAGACGGCUCUGGACCGUCCAUGAAAUCCGCGGAGGGGGUCGCGACACUGCGAAAUCUCUUGAAAGAGUAGAUGAUUUGGUUGAAUCAGAUAUAUCAUGGGUAAUCCUUGACAUGUGAUAUAGAAAUUGCGGACCCAUGCCGUUUGGGUAUUGUCUUUGGCUAGGCUUUUCUCAAAUUGCAUCGUUCUUUUGAAACCCGUCAUGUUAGACUACAAAGUGCAGUGUGUCUCGUUUUUCCUGUUUGUGCGUCGCUGUGCAAGCUGUUACAAUGUGCGCCACGUCCACCCCAGAUCCAUGUUUCGUUGCGUGCGUUCUGUGAAGCCCAUUCGAAGUGCUUUUAUACGUUGGGGUCCUGUUGUAUUCCCUGGUAUUCCGCAUGCCUUUUGUAUCGCAUAGACAAAUCACAGAACCUUGUAUUCAACAGGAGUUGCGACGGAUCAGUGAUAUGAUACUGUGACCUAACCAUGAAUAUAUUUUAGUAUGUCAA
Pollicipes pollicipes is the source of this 2300-nucleotide messenger RNA. Its product is annotated as membrane protein FAM174. Lineage: Eukaryota; Metazoa; Arthropoda; Thecostraca; Pollicipedomorpha; Pollicipedidae. Bases 57 to 443 code for a protein of 128 amino acids. The record is from RefSeq and is a predicted model, not a curated record. The transcript has 3 exons.